AUACGUGUGCCUCCAUAUAUGAUCCCGGAGGGCCGUAUACACACUCAGACCGUGGAAGUGUAUCGACAUAUCACCCACCACAUAUAGUUAAGUAUUCAGGAUACCACUAUUCUUUUCGCAAUUAGUUCACGAGACUUGGCCAGUUCGGACUUUCAGUUUCCCUGUUACUCAUCAAUAAUAGAGACAUCCUCCUACUCCUAGAUUGUUAGCUGGAGUCAAAUGCCACUGACUUAGGCAACAUGCCAGUUGUGGAGAUUACAUCUGCUACUCAACAGUGACAUAAAAAACUGGGAUCCCCGACGCUGAUACGAUAAUGAUGCGAUGCCCCUGACAAGGCCAGGCCCAGGAAAAUUCUGAGAUUUUGACGAUUUCGGGUUUCGAAUUACGCUUUUUUUUUUUUGCUGUGCUCUUUGCUAUGUUCUACUUCCCCAAUCAGUCCAUGUUUUUCACUAGGGAAGAGUUAGGCAUGGGACGUUUUACCGUCCAUGAUACCAUUACCUUCUCCUAUUAGAAUCACUUCAUCUUGAAAUCCCAUUACCCAUCAGAAGACUCCGAAUCCCGGGCAGAAUAUAGGCCAACUGCCACCAAUUAGCUGGUCAGUCACCAAACUGUUAUCCCGUCAUAUGCCAACAAUUAUGGUGUUGUGUUCAGCGGUACAAAGACAACCAAAAAUUAUAUCCAGACAAGAAAGGCCAGUUGUGUGUCAACAGACCAUGGGAUGAUAGAUAGUAUUGAUAUUAUCAUUGUCAGCUAGUUUCAUCUCUGCCUCCUUUUCCUUUCCCUUCUUCCUUCUCAUAAUGGUGCAAGCCACCAUGAGCAUUCCUCCUAAACCCCACGAAUGUGGAAUAUACAGAAGCUCACGCACAUCCCUGCACACUGUCUGAGGGUUAAUUGCGUUUUAAGCAUUAUUAUCUCUGCAUGCCCUCAAGCCUAUCAAAUUCCGAGGCGGCUAAAUUCCGAGGCGGCUAAAUAAUUUAAUUAUUUAUCCGCGGAUCCACAUCUAAUCUGUUUCGACCAUCCUAAACCAUAGUGACCAAAUAUCCAUGGAUCACCUCCAUCCAAAUAUUCACAGCUCGCCACGGGAUUGCCAAUAUAAGAUUGUGGGACAAUGUUCUCUACAGCGUAUACUAACUACACAUACUACAUAGCCCUAGAUUAGAUCUGUUUCGAAAGGAAAUUUCCUCUUUCCUACACCUUUCGCACGUCUCCUUUAUAGCAUCAUAGACUUCACACCUCAUUGUAAUUUACUAGUCUUGACAUAUCCCGCCACGAGCGAGAUGUUAAACCGAUCGCAACUCGAUGCCGUCAAGGUCAUGUGAUCAGCCUGCCAUUUCAGGUUAUCAAGGAUAGGCCAAUGGCUAAGUUGGUAAGUUUGACAGAGGCUUAUGCAAAUGAAGAGUUAUCUUUUUUUAUCCUUUUGCUUUUGCUCUCGUUUCAAAUGAGCUGUUUGAUGUCUAUGCACUUUAAACAAUGCCAGACAAAAUCAGUCACUCAAACUACAAUCACUUUAUUCAGGAGCUAGCUGUGCUAACAUCACGCAUAGGGAUGUUUUCGACAGCAGUCUGUAGCUGCUUGAUAUUAUAUCAUCAAGCUAAAUUAUUAUCGUCGUGAUGCCUUGUCAGGAACAGCUCAAUUCACCACAAAUAUGUCUGAGCUUGCUAUGGUCACUUUCCAGGCUUUGCAAAAUCUCUCACUUGAAGAUACCUGAUGAUCAUCAUAACAAACACCAGCACUCUACCUUUUGGUGUUGUCAUCUUGGGAAAAUGCUUUAAUAGGGAAAUCAAUGCUUGAUUCACUACUUCAGCCAUCAAGCAUGCCGUAUAUUUAAGUUCAGAUAUACAAAUAUUGCGAUGGACGGGCCCCCCUCGGAGCUCCCCUCUCCAAUGGUCUGACAUCAUGUCAGGCCGCCAGUGGCCAGUAUCAGGCUAGUCCCCGAGUGGUAUAUCUGAACAUUUGAAGGAAGCUGUCCAAAAUAUCUUAUCUUGCUAAUGGACAAGCGGGGACCCAUCGAAAGGCCGUAGAACAACCAUUUCAGCCCUCCCCUAGUGGAGAGAGGAAAACCGCCGCUUGACGAAGGAUAUUAUGUUCCAAUGUUCUCUCUAGUUUGUUGUGCUGUCAUACAAAUAUUAGCACCCAUACUCUAAGCUCUUAAGGUUUCUGCCCUUUGCUCGCAAAGAUCGUUCUUGAUUAUAGUUGGGAAUAUUAUAUUAUUCAGAUAACGAACCCGUUUCACUCUUAGAGAGCCUGGGGCUUUCAAACAUGUGGGACUUCCCAUUCAUCCUUGCAAUGAGGAUAAGAGCGAAAAGUUGAAACCUCUUUCAACUCUCUAUCCUUCUCCUAUCACCCUCUGCCUGUUUUUAUGGCAGGGGGGUUUUCUUUGAUCAUAGGAAAGUGGCUCUUUCACUUUAUCAGAUCCCAUGGUGUUUGUGUCGGUGCAUUUUUUGUUCUGGAGAAUGUCUUUAUACACAGCAUCACUCUCUACGUUUGGCUCCAUUAUUCACACUCUACACGCUGGCAACACCUCACCGUUCUAGCUCUAAUUUGCUGUCCCAUCUACUGGCCUGAGGCUUUCUUGCACGGGUCAAAACCUUAGCUAAGGAAUAGCAAUCUGAAGAUUUUGGACAAGCUGCAGGCAGAUUCACUCUCGUCCUGCGUCAUAUUCAUCCAUUGCUCUCCACGCCCGUCCCGCACGUCAAACCCGAUCCCUUCACAACGCUACGUGCGCUGGAAGUUAUCAGAUUUGAUCACCGGAGGACGUGUCUGAUCGUGUCUGAAACUCCACGCGCAUAAAAGGCCCGGCGCCUCUUCUUCUAUCUAUUUCUUAUUCUCAGCUUCUUUUGGUUUCCACCCAACUCCCCUCUCAAGGUUUUUUUUACAUAUGUGCACAAUUCCAACAUUUUCUUUCUAUUAGCGUACUAAAUAGUUACACCUCGGUCUCCAAACUUCUUUAAUAUAUCUCGCACUUGACCAGCCGCCCCUACUGGUCUCUCUCGAAGAAUUUGCCGCGAUCAAAGGGUGUUCCCCCUGGGAAGAGAUGGCAGCCUCCUUCUCCGAGCCUCUCCAGAUAGAAACACGAUGUCAGUUUAGCGGGCAAGCAUGCUCGACAGAAUCAAAUCACUAUCGUAAAGUGAUCUCUCACAUCUUCGGUCGCAACAAGAAGUGCACAGUCAAUAUUCCACAACAUGUAUGGAUUUAUUACUGCCGGAAACACUAUCAGCGGGCCCGGUACCGGACGGCUGAAUGGCCAUUCCGCCAGUGCGAUCUAGCUAUAGAAACCGUCCAGAACAUGCGCGCGUGGGGCGGAGUGCAGAAUUUCAAUCUGCAGCUCCGUCGACGAGAGACCUGGCGUACUGCUAGGCAGAUCAACGAGGAAGGCAAUGAUGGCGAAAAGGCUGAAGGCGAUCAGGACGAAGCCAUGCUAGAUGCAGAAGCCGAAGCUCAUGAGCCGGGCGAGCCAUCUCCAAGCAGUAAGAGCAGGACCUUUACCCCUAUCAAUAGACCCCCACGCGUCAAGGACCCAGUGAAAGAAGGGGAGUCAGACUAUCAUGGCAACGAGGACGAGGGCGAAGACAAGAACCUGGUGGACAGCGUCCCAACAGAUGAGGAAAUACUACCGCCGAAGAGGAGGAAGAAGAAGAAGAGAUCCCCAACGAUCAUUCCGCAUCCGGUCCCAAACUGGCUCCACACUCGAGUCGGUCCCAACAAGACCUUCGACGAGAUUCUUUCAGUCCUCCGCGACCUACGCGCCCACUUGACUGAAAUAGCACAGCAAAAACAACUUCCCCACUUCCCUGACAUUGAAAUCCUGCCAAACCUACGCCCACGUUCCGUCACACCCAGCUGCAGCACCCGUGGUGAUACUCGUCCUACCCUUCGGCGUCCCCUCCCAUUAAUUGACUCACCGACUUCAAGAACCGGGCUCAUCACAUCUGCACCAUCUGGGCCCACGCAAGGCCUCACCAGGCGAAGCGCUGCCAGUGAAACCCUUCACCGUCCUACGCGCUCCACGCAAACUGCACCUCCCACCCCACAAGCCGACACAAGCCCCACCAUAACCAGAGUCCGGCGCGCUACUGACCCCAGCAUCAGAUCUCCCGCAGGCCCCGACUCCGCCGCCAUGAGCUCUGAGGCCAGCGACAAUGAUGCAAGUAACCAGUCCCUCAAGUAUGCUAUUGGCCGCGCGGCUUGUCUUAUCAAUCCGACCUGUCGUGCCUUGAGGGUUUCCGAUCACGGCGCGGUUAAGAAGACGACGAAGAGAAAAAUAAACAAGUCUUAAUUUUUCGAAUAUUGUAGGUCGUGUGGAGUGCAUUUCCUUGUCUAUAGUACGACGUUGUGAGAGAAGGGGGGUAUAUCAAAGUCAACUGCGAGAUGAGAUGUUUUGGUUGUGUUUUAUUUUCCUUUCUCAUUCUUACUUUGUUUUAGUUAUUUUUGUAUUAUGGUUCCUUUAUUAUUGUUGGCGGUUAACUUAACUAUUUUUAUUUUACUUUUUUACCUAUUUACUAUUAUGUCUUUCGACUCGUUCGUUCACAUAUCGGGAAUGUGUUUCUUCUCUGCUAGUGCUAGCCCUUUGCGUCAUUCAUUCUUUUUCCAAAGUCUUUGUUCAUUAUUAACCUGGUGUAGUGUGGGUGGGGAAGGAUGGUCAUUUUGUCUUGUCUAUCGGAUUGCUUUAUUUAUUUAUUUUUUUUUUUUCACCCGUUGUUCUAAAACCGUUUGUCUCUCUUGUUUCCAAUUUUCUUUAUCUACAAUUACCACCCCACAGAUGUUUGCGGUGAGGCCGUUUGUUGCACUAUAUGAGUGGGACUGUUUUAUUUAUAUGGUUAGCGAUGUUAAUUGUGCUUCUGCGCUUGGUCUUGGUUUAUUUGGGGUUAUUCUCUUUCAUUUCCCCAUAUCCCUGUUUAAUCACAUUUUUUUGGUUUCCUACUUUAUUUUUCUUCCCGUCGGUUUAUUGGAUUAAGCCACCAAAUCGGGUUCAUAUAUUGUUUGGAUUCCACAGUGGGAUCAUAAUUGUUAACUAUCAUUUGCAGCAGCAGAAUCUAUGUUAUUGGUGGUUUUAAUAUUCUUCUCUCUAGAUCUUUUCCCUUUAUACCACCAAUCUGCGACAAGCCAGUUUAUAUCGUCAGUCAAGGGAAAGAUUUAUGAUGGGCUAUAUAGCUAUUUACGAAUUCAUAGCUAUUUCUCGUGCCUGUUAUGCUAUCUAUAUUCAAUUUGAUCUCUCUCCCCGUAGCAGCAGCUAUCCUUUCCGGAAUUUUCUUUGAUUUGAAUCUUGGAUAGUUAGUUAACUAGAUAUCGUUUACUAAUGAGGCUACAUCCCAUCCAGUACUGGCGAUAUCAGAAUUUUGACCUCUAUUAAUUAAUUCACAUAGACCUGAACGUUUUCACAUCGAGCAUGGCAGAUGAAGCUGUUUUCGGUUUAUCUUAGCUCUC
Messenger RNA from Blastomyces dermatitidis ER-3, 5424 nucleotides. Its product is annotated as ORP1 protein. The transcript has 2 exons. Bases 3035 to 4276 code for a protein of 413 amino acids. The record is from RefSeq and is a predicted model, not a curated record. Lineage: Eukaryota; Fungi; Ascomycota; Eurotiomycetes; Onygenales; Ajellomycetaceae.